This is a messenger RNA of Linum trigynum, 2967 nucleotides long. The record is from the annotation of a GenBank genome assembly. NCBI's taxonomy places the organism in Eukaryota, Viridiplantae, Streptophyta, Magnoliopsida, Malpighiales, Linaceae.
CAUGAUAUGUUCAAUUCUUAAUUCAUUACGAAUUUUAUUUUUGUAAAUACGAAGUAAUAUGUUAAAAAAAAAUAGAAGCUCAUAUAAUACAGUUUUCAUUUGAGGUAAACGAAAUAAUAUAAUCUAAGAUCGAUUGAAGAAAGUGUGUGUUCAACGACAUAUAAAACCAGGUUGAAACUACUGAGUUAAACUCACAUUAAAUUCUAUACUCUUAAGCUAAGAGUCUAUCAGAGUAAACUGGACUCGAUGACCAAUUAGAGUGUCAUCUCGCCAGUCUAUAUGAAAUGCAUCUCUGGUUCGGGUCACUCACUGGUGCUACUAUCAUAGUAAAAAGGAACUUUCUCGUGAACACACCGUUGCUCUCUCCUUUGAUGCUGAAUAAGGACAAGAGACCAGCCUCAUCAAGUUUCUACCUCAUCGAUGCUCCUCAGCCUUGGCACGGGUCAAAAUCUUCCCAGUCAAUCUCUCAUUGGGGUCCAACUGGUAUGUAUCUCCAUCUCUCCACCUUCUUGCCACUUGAACUGCAAUGGGGAAAUAGAGGAAGGGGUGUAGGGGAGCCUCCAACGUGUUCUCUCUGAUCUCUAGCUCCCUGUCGGUCUCAAACAGCUUGGCUCCUGGUGGUAGUUGUCCACUCCUGCUCCUAGAUCUCUCACUAUCAAGUGAUAGUUUUCCAUUGCUAUUGCUGGAGGAGAUUUGAAUGAACCGAUAUUGAGAACUCAAGUUCCUUGAAUCCUCCUCUUCUUCUUGCUCGAUCACUGGCUCCCUCCUGUUGAGUCGUGCAGGCCUUUGAGGUGCUACAUACUAUAUAUGGUUGCGCUCGUGGUGGACUAGGAUGUCGUAGUCCCAUGAAAGAAGAAGCACCAUCAUCUCCUUUCUUCGUUCUUCUUGGAAUAACCCCAUACUUUAAGAGUCGGGCUUCUUCUAUACGCUAAUCUUAUAACUUCUUUAGUACAAAUUAUCAAGAUAUUAACUCAUUCAAUCCUUUAAGUUGAUUAAGCACAUGCAAAGAUAAGAAAUAUUCCAGCUAAAAAAUGUAGAAGUAGCAUGAACCAUCUAUCUUGAUAAUUUGAAAACUUUGAAAGCUCAAGUUAUAUAGUUAGCCAAGUUGGCACAAGUAAAAUGACAGGAUAUUUAAUCCAAAUUAAUAAUGAAAUUUGAAACUUAGGACGUCCCACUCUCAUUGAAAUCUCGAAAUUUCAAAACUCGUAUCAACAAAUUCGAAACUUAGCAUAUCCUGACGUUUAAAGCUCAAUUCAAAAGAUGAUAUGCUAGGAUCUUGAGAAUUUUUGCAUUGACCUUUGCUAAAAUGCAUCGUUCCAUCCAAACAUACAUUCGAUUUAGAUUCACACAGCAAAAAAUUGUAUUGUGUGAGUUUUUUUUUUUUUUUUUUUGUAAUUCAUAGUAUUUACAAAAAUAAAAAUAUUAAUAAAAUAAAAAGUGAACAUCCCGUGCAGAGCACAGGCUUUUGACCUAGUAACUUUGAAAAGGAUUAAGUAUUAACCGUUAAUUUUUAGUCAAAAGUUCCAACCAACUUAAAGUAUUAAGUAUUAACCGUUAAUUUUUCAGUUUAAAAGUCAAAAUUGCAACCGCCCAAUAAUAUCAUCACCACGAAUUGAGCAACUCUAGUUCCAUCAUGGGCCAUGGCCGGCAAUUCUAUGCGGCCGGCAAGGGCCCCGGAUUCGAUCCUAUAAGACUUUGACAAAAAGGCCAGCAGCCCGCGAUCAUAAUAAUAAAUACAAAAGCAAUUGAUUUGCUAAACCCGAAACAAGCUAACGCUAAUGGGAGGUCCAAAAUGGUCUCUCAAGGGCAUGACCGCCCUCGUCACCGGCGGAUCCAAAGGCAUCGGCUGCGCGAUCGUGGAAGAGCUCGCCGGACUCGGCGCACGUGUGCACACGUGUGCCCGCAACGAGAAGGAGCUCGGCGACAGGUUGCAAGAAUGGAAGAGCAAAGGGUUUGAUGUGAGCGGCUCUGUUUGCGACUUGAGCUCCAGCUCCGAGAGGCUCAAGCUCGUACUGGAGACUGUCGCCUCUGCCUUCGACGGCAAGCUCAACAUCCUUGUGAACAACGCUGGAAUUGGGGUGUUCAAGAGAUGCCUGGACUGGAGCCCUGAAGAUUACUCGAACGUGAUGGCCACGAAUCUGGUGGCGCCUUUCCAUCUGUGUCAACUGGCGCAUCCGCUGCUCAAGGCGUCUGGGCGUGGAAGCAUCGUGUUCAUUUCCUCCACUGCUGGUCUGUUGGCCAUUCCUUUCGUAUCGGGCUAUGCGACCACCAAAGCGGGGAUCAACCAGUUGACCAAGAACUUGGCAUGUGAAUGGGCUAAGGACAACAUUCGGACCAACAGUGUUGCUCCUGGAGGAACCAAUACUCCAUUGACGAUGACGGCAAAUUCGAACCCUGAGUUUCUCAAAGCAGGUGUUAGUAUAAUGAGUAGGGUUCCCGCCGAGCGCAUGGCAGAGCCAGACGAGAUAUCGUCGGUUGUGGCAUUCCUCUGUAUGCCGGCAGCUUCGUACAUAUCUGGCCAAGUGAUCGCCGUGGAUGGUGGAUACUCUGUCUGUGGGUUUUAGGUUUUAUGUAGCUAUCCUCUGCUACCAUCAAACUAGUUGUAAAAUGUAAGCUCCCAAAUGUAUGGUGCAGCAUGAACAUUAAUACAGUCGAUCUAUACCGGAAUCACUUGUGCAUCUGACAGUCAUUCUGGAUUCUACUUGUGCCGAUCAACGAACCAAGAGCAGACAAUCUGGUCUAGAGUGGGAAGGUUUGAAACCAUGUUGAGUAUUGAAUAAAAGGAAAACAGUCCUCGAGAUUACUGAAGCAAAACAGUGUUCAAGUCCAACACAUAGUACGAGCCAAAAGUAUGUACAAAUUACGAUUGAGAGGCUGAUGCUUUCAACUGCGUCCGCCAUGGAGAGAGGGAGAGGAAGAAGAACAAGACAUGGCUUACUGGGUCUUCCCAUUGUGACCAUUUCUCAA